Molecule: messenger RNA, 1647 nt
Organism: Stylophora pistillata
Lineage: Eukaryota; Metazoa; Cnidaria; Anthozoa; Scleractinia; Pocilloporidae
Source: RefSeq, a predicted model, not a curated record
UGUAUUUUGCAUUUAUACAGCCAGUAAAAAUAGCAUGAAAUGUGUAGGCUUUUUGCAGAAUUUUGAUCUCAGUACAUUUAUCAAUUAUUUAAAAAGUAAAUUGGAUUCAAAAACAAAGAAAAAUGACCAUAAAGAUCUCAAAACCAUGAACGAUGUUUCCCUAUAAUCCACCCUUUGCUACAACAAUUUCUUGCCUAGACUUUGCUAACUCCGAACUUUCUACAUUAUUACAUGGUAUGUAUUCAGUGUAUUCAUUAUUAUCCCCCUUUUUAGGCCCAGAAUUAUCAUAUCGUUUGUGAAUGUGGGAAAAGCUACAAAACCAAAGCUGGAUAUGAUAGACACAGGACCGCAAAACAUGGGAACACCGAAAGUGAGUCCGCUACACUGUUCACAACCAGCCUUCUCGCCGAGAUGGUGAACAGGGCUGUACAGAGUAUUAAAGAAAGGAAGGUGUUCAAUUUAAGCAUUAAGAAUGAGCUGACUGUAUUGAUAUUUGAAUUAGAGGAAAGAUCUGAUGAAUUCUUUUAUCUCAAAACAAUCUAUGAAUCACUAAGAAAGAAAGGAGAUGUUGAAAAGUUUUAUUCUAAUUUUUAUGGAACUGUUGCAUUGAAUGCCACCAAGUACUUCAAAGGACUCACACGAAAUGCAGCAACAUUGUUGGCAACCAAGGUGGCAGACACUAUGAUAGCAAACUCAAAAAAACAGAAGUUAUCUUCUGUAAGCAAUGAGUCCAUCCAUGAAUUGACAAACAAACAAAAGGCUGGGCUACAAUAUGUGAGCGGUUAUGUAUUGCAAAACUUGCACAAGAAAUAUUGUAAAGUUAACUCUAUUGAAAGCCAACAAGCGAUGACCAUCCUUAAGGCUGGAAAACUGGAUAGCAUGAACUUGAACACACAGAAACAGGAACUGAUUUCAAGCUUGAACAGAGGGGGGCUCUGGACAGUUACAUUGCCAGCUUUUAAGAUCUUUUUGAAGACUGAUGAAUAUUUCAGGCAAUCAACUUCAAAAGCUGGUUUACAGAGAAUUGACAUUGUUGGAAUUACCAAAAACUCAACUACAGACAGUGAUGUCUUGGCCAACUAUCAACUAAUUGUAUCCAAAGCAGACUGUGAUUCAUACAGUCAUGUCCAAAAAGAUGUUUUGCACAACAUUGUAAGCUUAUAUAUCAGAGUAAGGUCAUUCUCCUAUGCUAAAGAUAUUGUUCAAAAAUAUAAAAUCAAGGCAAAACAGCCCCUGCAGAGUGAGUUUGAUUCUUUCUGGGUCAGUCUCAGAUAUUGGAGCAUUAACAUGAGCAGGUCUUGACUGCCGUCGUUCCUUGGCCUUUCGACAACUACUUGUAGAGAAUAAGUAUUCUUGACAAGAUUCACAUACAGAGUUAUCACAAACAAGCAAACAGUCCUUCGCUCUCCAAUAACCCUUGUGUGGGAACUGCUCAUUAUUAUCCAAAUCCAAAUCUGGAUUCAAUGGAACGACAUGAUGGUAAAGUUUACUUGUCAUCUCAGAAGGAUUCACUCCAUCACAGACUGUAUAUGCUUCCAACUCUUUAACAAGCAUAGACAGUGUUACAUUUUGCAUUGAACGACGGUAUUUCAAGUACAGUUCAUGGACAUCCACAAGAAAUGACCCAAACAUUUUCACCGUAAACCC